Molecule: messenger RNA, 360 nt
Organism: Cotesia congregata
Lineage: Eukaryota; Metazoa; Arthropoda; Insecta; Hymenoptera; Braconidae
Source: the annotation of a GenBank genome assembly
AUGGAGCAGUUGAGCGAACACGACAAAAGUAUUUUGGACAUAAUCUUUGAUCCGCUUCAGCUCAUGUCAUCCGGUCAAAAUUCUGACGAACCGGAAGACGAAAUAACUGAGGCUUUGAAAGACUUGGAUCAAGCUGUGACACUGAGCUCUGGCAGAGGGAAAGCCGGCACGAAGGCGCUGUGUCAGCGUGGGUUACUUCAUCGUCUCGAAGGUCGUAAAGAUGAAGCUAAAAGAGACUUUGAAAUCGCGGCCAAGAAUGGCUCGGCGUUUGCUCGUAGUCAGUUAGUUGAUUUGAAUCCUUACGCUGCUAUGUGUAACGCAAUGCUCAAAGAAAUAACUUCAAAGUCUGUGCAGUUGUAA